Molecule: messenger RNA, 2542 nt
Organism: Pecten maximus
Lineage: Eukaryota; Metazoa; Mollusca; Bivalvia; Pectinida; Pectinidae
Exons: 4
Coding region: 40-621 (193 amino acids)
Source: RefSeq, a predicted model, not a curated record
CAGCAUGAAAUAUCAAGUACCCCAGUGUAUCCAGUGCACAUGCCCAUGUCCCAGCAUUGUAAUCCGAUCACAGAUUACUUUAGAGAGUUGGACAACAACCAAAGAGUGACCUUGCUUGGGUUUCUGGAGCUACUGACAUUGCAAUUACGUCAACAGGGGGAAUCUAAUGGAAGAGAAAUAUUUGGGAACAACCAGCACUCCAUGAACUCGCCAAAUACUCAGGUUUUUGACAGGAAUCCAAGAUCAUCUGUCAAAUCUGCACAGAAAAGUGAAAUGAGACUCGUUCCCUUGAUCAUAGAUCCAGAUGACAAAGAUCACUUUGCUGAAAUUCUUGUGAAUCCAUCACAGUUAAGGGGCAUAGAGAACAAGGCUGGAUCCAUGAAAAAUCCAGCAUUGUACCUGUUGAAUAAAGUUCUGGACUUAGUAUUUUCAUUUGAAGAAAUGGCCGCCAGCAAAGGUGUUAGUUCCCUCCCUAUCAACAAGAGAGAGGCUAUACAAGAAUAUCUCCAUACAAGAUGCAGUGCAUUAAACUUUCAAGAACUAUCCCAGAAGAAGUACAUCACUGCUAUCCAGAACAAGAUUGGGAACCAUAGGUUAUCAAAACGAAAGAGUUGCAAGUAAGGGGAGCAGAGCAGAAAGGAAGAAAGAAGUCUGAGGGUGACGACAAACUAUAAGUAUUUGAGAAAUUCGACAGAAAUGUAUCGCUUUGUGUCCCCAGAUGUUGAAGAAGUAGUGUUGGGAAUCAGUUGAUAUUUCAACAUUGAUGGACAAACAUUUAUAAAUAUUUUGAUAAUUUGCAUUUAUUUCAUUCCUUCUAGCAGUUUCUACAAUGAAUUUAAGGAUUAAUCGGUUGGCAUACUAGUACGUACAUAAUGCUUAACAAAUGGGAUUUUUCUUUGGACAUUUUGUCUUAUGUCUAGCUGCCGCUCACUCGCAGUUUCUUAUCUUUCAUUCAUACCAUUUCAGAGUUACAGUCUUCACCGAUGAACAGUUAUCAUUAAUAUUUUAUAAUUAAUUAUGUCCCCCUAACAAAGUUGGGGGGCCAUAUUGUGUUUGUUUCAUUUCUUAUUAAAUUCUUCUUUAGCUUUCUUCUAUCUUUUCAUGGUGAACUUGUCCGGCAGUUUCCUCCUAAACUAUUGGACAGAUCCUUAUGAAACUUCACAUGAGUAUUGCUUGGGGGGCAGAAGGUGUGCAACGUGCAUGUCUUGGAACAAAACUCAAAAAUGGCUGCCAUUUCGUGGCCUCUGAUUGGUCGAAAUUUAGAUAUUGUUUGAUUUUGGUACAGAUUGGUAUAUGGGAUUGAGGGAAGCUGAUCAGAAUGGUACUACUUACAAAAUUGUCUGAGGUUUCUGGUUUUUUUUUCCCCCAAAUUUAGAUAUUGUUUGAUUUCGGUGAAAACUCUUCCAUUAUCAUUAUUUACGACCGUUGGGGUAGUUUGGGGGACAUUAAUUUAACGGUUGUCCUUACAAUUAGUACUUGUUAUAUUAAAUAACAUGAUUGGUAGUAAUUUAAUCUAAUACAGAACUGUCGUUCUCUUCUAGGUAGUACAUGAAGUGAAAGUGAACCUCAUAAUCAAUUAAUAAGAAUUGGUUGCCUUUCGAUUAGAUAUCAAAUAUGAUCGAUCAUCGGAACAACACUGUUAAACCAUGUUGCAAAAAUGUCCAUCUUGUUAAAUCGGUUCCUGUUAUGUAAUUGUCACUCUUGUAAUUAACAUUUAAUACUGGUUUAGGACCACUAUGCAUUUAAGGAAACCUUUUUUUCUGUUAUAAACAUUAUGUCUUUGGAUUGUUCUUACCUGUAGAAAUGGCAUAUUCCUUUGUAUAAAUUGUUUCUUUGUUCAAAUUCAUAUAAGAAGAAAAACGCAACUCCGGAAAUCCAAAUUUUAAAAAUUUAUUCAAAGAUUAAAAUACAAAACAUUAUGAUAUUUAUCCAUGCAGAAAUGUUUCAUAUCAUGUAAAAUUAAAUUUUUGACAAAAUAGAAUGUCUGUAACAGGCCUAGGACGGACAUGCAUGUUGUACCAUGGCCAGAAACUGUUGCAAUGGUAACAAAAAUGUGACUUUUUUUUCAGUUGUCCUGACUUAUGAUAUUGGUCUAAGAUAAUUACCAAAUAUGAAAAUCUAAAAAAUAUGUGCCAUGCUUUCGUAUUGAUUUCUCUUUUUUUUUUAAACUGAAAUUUAAGCUAGGCAUUUCUGUAGAGUAUCUCAAAUACUUGAGUAUGCCCAAAAAGGUGAAAGCUAUUUUGAAAGAAACACAUAUUGUCACCAGUGAUGUUUCUCUAUGUACUUCUUUUUGGAUACCAGAAAUUAAUAAAAUAAACACAUGCAAAUGAAAAAGAAGCAAUAUUCUGAGGUUAUCUUUAUUUAAAGUUGGAUAUGUUUUCUCAAUUAUUAGCCCAUCAUCAGAUUCAUUGUGGGCUAUUAUUCAAUUCACCUAUCAAUGUUAGUCACAAUACAGCAUAAUGUAACAAAACCAAGAAGAUUCAAGGGAAAAGAUCUGCUUGACUGCUUAAUGAAUGGAGUGACUGAUGGAGAUCAAACAAUG